Molecule: messenger RNA, 2578 nt
Organism: Ictalurus furcatus (blue catfish)
Lineage: Eukaryota; Metazoa; Chordata; Actinopteri; Siluriformes; Ictaluridae
Product: transient receptor potential cation channel subfamily V member 1-like
Exons: 17
Coding region: 248-2425 (725 amino acids)
Biological process (GO): calcium ion import across plasma membrane
Cellular component (GO): membrane
Molecular function (GO): calcium channel activity; protein binding
Source: RefSeq, a predicted model, not a curated record
UCUCUACUUGCCAUUAUCACUUCCUCUUAUGUGGCUUUAUGAAGUUUAGCAAGUAGAAGACUGUAAACCACGCUGUUAUAUAGUGAAAUGUGCUACUGCAGUUGGAAAUAAAAUAAAAUCGGGAUAUUUUAGUGAAUGACUGUGUCGACUUCUAUGUAAAUACCAGCCCAGCUUUAAAAGUGACAACCUUGAAGAGACACAUUAGCUGUGACACCGAAAAGGAACGACAAUCAACAAGUUGCAAAGUAUGGAAUCCUUUUCUUUGGAGGUAGAUGAGAGGACGGAUGAGGAGAGGGAAGAGGCCAAAGCAAUGAGAGAACAUCGUCGAGCAAAAGCCAAAACACCAUUGGACACUGACAUCGAAAAGGACCUUGGUUGUACCACUCCCCUAGUCCAAUUCAACCCGAAUUUUUCUUACGAAAUACAAGGUAUUAACGCCGAACCAGUUCAGCAUGAGAGGUUUGACCUUAAGAAGCUUUUUGAUGCCGUGUCCAGUGGUGACGUCAACAGGCUGGAGGGCCUAGAGGAGUGUCUGAGUAAAACAAACAAGAAGCUGACAAGCCCUGAUUAUUUGCCCAAUGGAAAGACAGUCCUGAUGAAGGCUCUGCUAAACCUGAGAAAUGGAAAAAACGAAACAGUGGAGCACUUGCUGUGCAUUGCAGAAGGAAAAAACGAUCUUCAUGAGUUAGUGAAUGCAGCAUGCACAGAUCCCUACUAUAAAGGACAAACAGCUCUUCAUAUAGCAAUUGAGAGGAGGAACAAGCAUUAUGUUGAGCUGCUCAUUCAGAAAGGGGCUGAUGUCCAUGCAAAGGCUUGUGGGAAAUUCUUCCAGCCACUUAGUGAAACAUGUUUCUACUUUGGGGAGCUUCCUCUUUCUCUGGCAGCGUGUACUAAUCAGAAAGACAUAGUGGACCUGCUGAUGGAUAAAGCAGACAUGAGGCGUACGGACACUCUGGGCAACACGGUUCUUCAUGCGCUUGUGAUGGUGGCUGAUAACAGCCCUGAAAAUACAGACUUCGUCAUUUCCAUGUACGACUACAUUCUUACCAAAGACGCCGCUAAGAAUCCCAAAGAAAAGAAGCUGGAGGACAUUGAGAACAAUAAGGGACUUACUUCCAUCAAGCUGGCUGCGAAGCUAGGAAGGAUUGGGCUGCUUAAACACAUUCUGCAUCGUGAGUUCCUGCAGGAAGAGUGCAGGCAUCUGUCCCGAAUGUUCACAGAGUGGGCAUAUGGCCCAGUGUGCGGUUCACUGUACGACCUGGAUGAUAUCGACACCUAUGAACCAAACUCUGUCCUAGAGAUAGUUGUUAAUGGCACAGAGAUACCUAAUCGUCUCGAGAUGCUCCAGAUUGAGCCACUUAAUAAACUGCUGGAAGACAAAUGGAACAGAUUUGCCAAAUGGAUAUUCCUCUUUAAGUUUAUUGUUUAUAUCAUAUAUCUCAUCAUCUUCACAGUUACUUCUUAUCACCGUGAAGAAGGAACACCUUCAUUUACAAUCAAGAACACAACUUUGGACUACCUUCUGCUUGCUGGUCAAGUCAUCAUGGCUACCGGAUCAGUCUACUUCUUAUUUAGUGUGCUGAUGGAUAUACAUAAAAAGCGGCCAAGUCUGCAAAAAAUACUGGAAGAUGGCUAUUCUGACCUGCUUUUUUUAUUACAGGCUGGGUUGUUUAUAAUCUGUGCUGGGCUGUAUGUCUUCGGGAGGCAGGAGUAUCUUGCCUUUCUGGUGCUCAGUGUGGCUAUGUGCUGGGUUAAUCUGCUCUACUUCUCCAGAGGUACUCAACACAUGGGCAUCUACAACAUCAUGAUUCAGAGGAUAUUCCUUGGCGACAUCUUGCGCUUCCUCUUUGUCUACAUUGUCUUCCUCAUUGGAUUUUCAGCAGCUGUGGUGACUCUACUGCACGGACCUAAAAACAAUAGUACAAAUGUGACAGAAGGCUGCAACAAACCCACCUUUAAAAGCAUCUCAUUCACCACAUUGGAACUGUUUAAGUUCACUAUAGGCAUGGGAGACCUGGAGUUCACGGAGAAGUAUGAGAAUAUACACGCAUUUUAUGUGCUGCUCUUAUCCUACCUUGUGCUCACGUAUAUUCUGCUGCUGAAUAUGUUGAUCGCUCUGAUGAGCAAGACUGUCGAAGACAUGUCUGAGAAGAGCUCCAGCAUCUGGAAACUACAGCGUGCCAUCACCAUCCUGGAUCUGGAGAGAUUUGCAUGCUGUCUGAAGAAGAAGUUGCGCUCAGGAGUGAGGAGGAACCUGGGCAAAAGUGAGGCGGACUGGCGCUGGUGUCUCAGAGUGGAAGAAGUUAACUGGAAAAAUUGGAACCGCAAGCUGGGAAUCAUCAGUGAGGAUCCUGGAGAAUGCAAAACAGUAAUGCGAACGGAACCUUACAGAGAGCCCAGCCAGUGUGAUGUCAGUCGAAAGUGAUGCAAGCGGUCUAUAGUCCAGGCAGAAGAAGAGACACAACCCCUGGCCUACAGCUCAGCACAAUGGAAAUAAAUAUAUACUUGAGCACUGAUCCAAGUUUUUUUAGGCAAUUAUAAAAUAAAGGAGGCUUUGGAAGUCUGUUUUCUUAGAGUA